Molecule: messenger RNA, 921 nt
Organism: Ipomoea nil (Japanese morning glory)
Lineage: Eukaryota; Viridiplantae; Streptophyta; Magnoliopsida; Solanales; Convolvulaceae
Product: protein YIPF5 homolog
Exons: 1
Coding region: 44-808 (254 amino acids)
Biological process (GO): endoplasmic reticulum to Golgi vesicle-mediated transport; vesicle fusion with Golgi apparatus
Cellular component (GO): trans-Golgi network; membrane
Source: RefSeq, a predicted model, not a curated record
AAUUUAAUUUUGAUUUAAUCAUCAACAGAUCGAUCUACGAUCGAUGGCGAAGGAAUUCAACGUACCGCCGGUGGUAUUCCCGUCCGGCGGGAAUCCAGGUCCGCAGCAAAGACGCCUGCCGACGGCGCCGUUUCAGCCAUCCAAGGCAUCGACGCCGAGCAUCCCGUUCAUGUCCUUCGACAUCGGCUCCGCCGCGGCCUCUACCUCGUUUUCCACUCCCCAGUACGCUUCCGCCACCAUUGGCAGCGGCGGCGGAGGCGGAGGCGGAGGCGGUGGUUCCACAGGGUUCGAGGACGAGCCGCCGCUUCUGGAGGAGCUCGGGAUCAACACCAAGCAAAUCUACCAGAAAACGCUCUCAAUCCUGAAUCCGUUCCGCGUGAAAGCGUACCUUCACGAGGACGCGGAUCUGUCAGGGCCGUGCCUGUUCCUGAUGGCGUUCGGGCUCUUCCAACUCCUCGCCGGAAAGCUCCAUUUCGGGAUCCUUCUUGGCUGGGUGAUCAUGGCUUCUUCGUUCCUGUACGUGGUGUUCAACAUGCUGGCGGGGCGGAACGGGGACCUGGAUUUGUACAGGUGCGUGAGCUUGAUCGGGUAUUGCAUGCUGCCGAUCGUGAUCUUGUCGGCGAUCUCGCUGUUUUUGCCGGGAGGAAUGGCCAUUAAUGUUGUAGCUGGAGUGUUUGUUUUAUGGUCCACAAGAGUUUGCACUAAGCUCCUGGUUGAACUCGCAUCCUGCGGGGAUGAACACCAUGGUCUCAUUGCUUAUGCCUGCUUCCUGAUUUACAUGUUCUUCUCCUUGCUAGUCAUAUUUUGAUCUCAGUUACCUCAACUUUUGAUUCUUGUGCAAGUUUUUGCAGCCAUGAAACUAGUUAAUUAGGGCAUUUGUUAUUCUUUCAAGGCUAUGAGUCAUGGAAUUCAAUUCUUUUA